CCCGUCGCUUCGUGCCGUGACGCCUGGUUUAAGCUCCGCCCAGGCUUUCUAAAAGGUCACGUCGCGCUGCAGCAGUGAAACAGGAGACCGUUCCGCAUCCUCUGCGCACACCUCACUUGAUCUCUAUCAGCAGCCACCAUGACUCACCAGUAUCCCGCACUGACCCCUGAGCAGAAGAAGGAGCUGCAGGACAUUGCUCAUAGGAUAGUAGCUCCAGGCAAAGGCAUCCUCGCAGCUGAUGAGUCCACCGGCAGCAUGGCAAAGCGUUUGAACCCCAUUGGGGUCGAGAACACUGAGGAGAACAGGCGCCGCUACCGCCAGUUGCUCUUCACAGCCGACCAGCGCAUCGACAGCUGUAUCGGAGGUGUGAUCUUCUUCCAUGAAACCCUCUACCAGAACACUGACGAUGGCGUCAACUUCGCCAAGCUCAUCAAAGACCGCGGCAUUGUCGUUGGCAUCAAGGUUGACAAGGGUGUUGUACCCCUCGCUGGAACAAAUGGAGAGACCACCACUCAGGGUCUGGAUGGGCUGUCCGAGCGAUGCGCGCAGUAUAAGAAGGACGGCGCAGAUUUCGCCAAGUGGCGUUGUGUGCUGAAGAUCAGCGAAACCACACCGUCUGAGCUGGCCAUCUUUGAGAACGCCAACGUGCUGGCACGAUAUGCUAGCAUCUGCCAACAGAAUGGUAUUGUUCCAAUUGUGGAGCCUGAGAUCCUUCCCGAUGGAGAUCAUGACCUGAAGCGUUGCCAGUACGUCACCGAGAAGGUCCUUGCUGCAGUGUACAAGGCUCUGUCGGACCACCACGUGUACCUCGAGGGGACACUGCUGAAGCCCAACAUGGUCACAGCUGGACACUCCUGCCCAACUAAGUACAGCAGUGAAGAAAUCGCCAUGGCUACUGUUACUGCUCUGCGCCGCACAGUGCCUCCUGCUGUCCCAGGGGUGACGUUCUUGUCUGGUGGCCAGUCUGAGGAAGAGGCCAGUGUGAACCUUAAUGCCAUCAACAACUGCCCACUCCCCAAGCCCUGGGCCCUGACUUUCUCCUACGGCCGUGCCCUGCAGGCCUCAGCUCUUAACGCCUGGAAAGGACAGCUGAACAACGAGAAGGCCGCCACCGAGGAGUUCGUCAAGCGCGCCGAGGCUAACGGUCUGGCUGCACUCGGCAAGUACGAGUCUUCCGGAAGUGGCACCGCCGCAGCCCAGUCCCUCUACGUGGCUAAUCACGCCUAUUAAACAGCAAACUACCACGUUGAGCUGUGGCAUAGUUAUAGUCUUAUAUCUGCUCUGCUGUCUCCCUUCUUCACUCCUCCAUCAAUCACAGGCCUGUGCUGUCUGCUUUACUUUAGAGUUCUUAAAUUUACAUUAUUAGAUAUGUGUAUUUGAAACCAUCAUGUGACAUCACAGUACAAAAGGAAACAGACAUGGGUCAUCUGUCUUUUUUUGUUUGUUUUUUUUUAAAUUCCCCCCAGUUUCAACAAAUGGUUAGUUUUGAGACAAUUUGAAGUUAAACGGUUGGAGGAUAAUCAAAAAUGUUUAGUCAGUAUUCAUUCCACAUUCCUUCUUUCACGCAGCUGUCUCUGCCCACUUCACACAAAAUAUCAAAUCACUCCCAAGCAGGCCAGAUCAGCAUGUUUGUGUCAGUGUUUCGCUUCUGUCAGAACGGCAUUUGUUCAUUGUUGAAACGCUCUACUAACAUCCGCACUGACACCAAGUGGGACCAACUGCUUAUUAGUGGCAUCAGAACAUGCGUUAAGGAGCAAGAUGGCCGACGAGGUGAAAAUGUUGAGCCGAGUUGAUCUUUUGAACAAAAGCGUGGAGUGCUCUGUUGUGCUUUCAGACAGAUGUAUAUCUAGUAGAUGUUAGCAGGCACAUACUGUAAUAAGCCACUACACACCAGGAUUCUUCCUUUUUCUUUUUUUCUUUUUUUGUUCUUGUGCUCCUUAUCACCAUUAUUGAAUUUUAAAACAAACAACCAUCUUGUGUGUCUGUUCAUUAGCUUAACAUUACAUGCAGUAAUCGAUGUAUUCAGUUGUGUGAAGGUGUCAAUAUUAUGUGAUGCUAGUGUGUCAUCCUCCCACCUGAUUUCCCCCCUGCCUGCCCUACCGAACGACCAGACUAGUUUCUAUCGACAUUCACAUCCAAUGGACCAAUGGCGUGGGGUCAGCAGCGGGGAAACGGUCGCUGCUGUGUUGGAGUACUGUGCCGUUUGUGGUGUUAAUAUUGUUCUUUAAGCACUUGGUGUGUCAAAUAGUGGAGAAAAAUAAACUAAAACCUUAAAACAUCA
Molecule: messenger RNA, 2281 nt
Organism: Haplochromis burtoni (Burton's mouthbrooder)
Lineage: Eukaryota; Metazoa; Chordata; Actinopteri; Cichliformes; Cichlidae
Gene: aldocb
Product: aldolase C, fructose-bisphosphate, b
Exons: 9
Coding region: 139-1230 (363 amino acids)
Biological process (GO): fructose 1,6-bisphosphate metabolic process; glycolytic process
Cellular component (GO): cytosol
Molecular function (GO): fructose-bisphosphate aldolase activity
Source: RefSeq, a predicted model, not a curated record